UGCGCCUUUCGUUCUAAAACCUGUCUUUUAACCCUAAAACCCACUUUCCGAUAGUUGCAGCUGUUUUAGGGUUUUAGGGUGUGGUUGGAUUGGGAGUGUUGGUGGCAGAAAAUCAAACGGUCUCAUUUCGGAUACGCAGCAAGGAGAGAAAUUCUGUAGAAGCCUUGAUAGAGUGUUACAUGUUUUGAUUUGCAUCUCUUAGCUUCCGCCACACAGGUUACACUAUUCACUAUUCACCUUACUAUUCAAAAAACAGCAACUCUUUUUGAACAUUGAACUACGGUUGAAUGGAGGCACCUUUGGUAAAUGAUGAUACAAUGGUUGACAGUGAAGCUGAAGACCUGGGAGGGGAAAUGUCACCAUCUGACUCAGAAUCUGAAGAAGAUGUUAAAUUAGCUGAACCGUCUAAAAAUGCGGUAUAUAACAGAGAUGCUUUAUUAGAUAAACUUGGAGACAUCAGCUGGCCAGAGAAUGUGCAAUGGAUACACAAACUAUCCAUUGAUAUUGAUCAGGAGCAAGAAGUAGAUGUCAAUGAUGACUUGGCACGCGAGCUUGCGUUUUACACACAGGCAUUGGAGGGAACUAGGCAGGCAUUUGAGAAACUUCAGUCAAUGGGUCUCCCUUUCCUGAGGCCUGCAGACUAUUAUGCAGAAAUGGCGAAGACAGAUAACCACAUGGAAAAGGUGAAAGGUCGGCUAUUAGCAGAGAAGCGGAGGAUGGAAGAGGCUGAAGAGAGAAGAAAGGCCAGGGAGGCAAAGAGAUUGGCCAAAGAGAUUCAAGCCCAGAAAUUGAAAGAAAGGGCUAAGCAGAAAAAGGAGGAUAUCGAAUCUGUUAAGAAAUGGAGGAAGCAGAGGCAACAGAGUGGGUUUGCUGACAGUGCCAAUGAUGCAGAUAUUGGUCUGGACUUUGAGGAUGGAAAAGUAUUCGAGAGGUCAAAGGGGAAAAGGCCAGGAGUGUCUCCAGGUGAUCGGUCAGGAGGGAAGGCAAAGCAAGCCUUUGGAAAAGGAAAGAAACAGAAGAAGAGAGAUGUUAAGAAUUCCAAAUUUGGUUUUGGAGGCAAGAAGGGAUUGAAGAAGCAGAAUACAGCUGACACCAAUUAUGAUUUUAGUGGUUUCAAGAAAGGCGCUGCCGCAGGAAAUAAGAAGAGAAAGAGGUAAAAUACAAUCGUUGAUUUGUUUUGUGAGGAAGCAAUGUCAUGGAAUGUGCCAAUGUUGGUGGUAUCCUGGGAAUUUUCAUAUAAUAUUUCAGUUCUACUUCCUAAAAUGACUUAUGGUAACUUCAUAAGCUUUAUCGACAAUUAUCAAUUCUUAUAUAUCUAUUCCAACGCUUUUUUUUAAAUGAUCUGUUACUUUAUGCUCUCCAUCGCUAACGGGUAUACGCUGUGGCUCUUUUGAGUCCAAGACAAUGUAAUGUAGGCAUAUAUAU
Messenger RNA from Gastrolobium bilobum, 1425 nucleotides. Its product is annotated as probable rRNA-processing protein EBP2 homolog. Lineage: Eukaryota; Viridiplantae; Streptophyta; Magnoliopsida; Fabales; Fabaceae. Gene Ontology annotation, biological process: ribosomal large subunit biogenesis; rRNA processing. The coding region runs from base 288 to 1157 and encodes 289 amino acids. The transcript is spliced from 2 exons. Gene Ontology annotation, cellular component: nucleolus; nuclear periphery; preribosome, large subunit precursor. The record is from RefSeq and is a predicted model, not a curated record.